Messenger RNA from Canariomyces notabilis, 4756 nucleotides. RefSeq lists its product as uncharacterized. Gene Ontology annotation, biological process: mRNA splicing, via spliceosome. Gene Ontology annotation, cellular component: U2 snRNP; nucleus. The record is from RefSeq and is a predicted model, not a curated record. Gene Ontology annotation, molecular function: U2 snRNA binding; protein binding. Bases 380 to 4372 code for a protein of 1330 amino acids. The transcript is spliced from 5 exons. Lineage: Eukaryota; Fungi; Ascomycota; Sordariomycetes; Sordariales; Chaetomiaceae.
CUUCGCUGUCUGAAUCACAAAUCACAAAUGCCUGCCCUGCUGCCAUGCACUGCGAUUCUGCGAUUCUGCAGUGCUAGUUUUGAACGGUAAACUACUAAACCGCUUCUUGACCCCAGCCCUUCUUGUUCCGCCACGCGACUUUGUUUUUCUCCUUCGGGUGGCAGGAUCAGUCUGCGGGUAUUCCGUUGCUUAUAGCAAGUCGUUCUAGACUUCCAGUUUUCCUCCUUCGAGCGUUCCGUUUCAUCAGGCGUCGCUGCGGCCUCAUUCAUCAAGCUGCUGUUUCUCUGCUCAAGGGGUCGAUCUUUCUUCCCGGUUCAAGCUUAUCAUCAAAUCGCAUAGGUAGCUGACUCUCAGCAAGACACCGCCGGUUCGGGCAGUCAUGGCCUUCCAGACCAACGUCUUCCGUGGAGGCGAGUGGGUGACGGAGACGGUCGACUUGCAGACCUUCCUGAAAUCGCAGGCUGCCAGCAAAGGCCCAGCGAAGGAACCCCUGCUGAAGCCUCCACGUUGCGGACUGCUUACAAGGACCGUUGUUGAGAGUCCCGUCAUCAACUCGAUACUGCCUGUCAGGCUUCGAUCCCCGCAAAACAACGACGUUGCUUUUGUGGGAGACCAUUAUAUUCAGAUCUGCGAGCUGUGCAAAGACGGGCGCCUCAAGGAGAUUGCCAGAAAGAAUGAUUUCAGAUCUCGCAUUCGCAACGCCUGUGUGGUCGGUUCCGCCGUCAUCCCGGAGCUCAAGCGGGGGGCUGGCAACCCGGAGACUUCUUCAUUGGGUGUCAUUAAAACCGAGGACGGCGAACCUGGGUUGCUCGAUCUUCCGUCACAGAGUCCGCCCGUCUCAAGCAACAAGCUACCGCCCCAAUCGCUGAUGGUAGUCUUGGAAGGCGGAGACAGUGUCUUUUUGUUCAUCCGGCCUGGGCCCCAGGGUGAGCCUGAAUUCGUUGCUUCGCGUUUCGAGAACCCCCGGCUCAGCCGGGCAGGGCCGCUAGGAUUCAACUUAGCCAUCGACCCGAGUUCACGCUACAUGGUGCUCUCGCCCGCCGCCGACUACUUUGUCAUUUACGAGCUGGAGUCCCAUCAGCGAUUAAACCACGCAUACGCCAGUAACGAACCCCUGAAUCCAGUCAUAUCGUUCCGCGUUCGUAGUGUACAGGGCGUGGUACACAAGGUUGCUUUUCUCCAUCCGCGGCCGGGAGAUGACCAUCACAUCAUCCUGUUGCUCGUCAUUGUCAAGAAUCGCAAAUCGAGGAUGGUGGUAUAUGACUGGAUGCUGGGGGACGACCUGAGGUCCGUUUUCGCCGAGGAAAAGAGAGGCCAUCGAAUGCCAGCCGAGAAUCAGAUGUUAUUGCUGCUGAUCCCCCUCACGAUUGAAUCGGCCUUCAUUGCCAUAUCACCUCAACAGGCUGCCGUGUGUACCGAGUGCCUGCAUGGGCCGCCCAAGUUCGCGGCAAUCCCGGUUGAUACACUACCCCCAACCGAGCAGCAUCGGGGCCUGGGCCCUCCCGCUUGGACUUCCUGGGCGAGGCCUUUUCGGGUAAAAGAUUACAGAAUGAAUCGCGAUUGCAUAUACCUUGCUCGGGAAGAUGGUGUGGUCCUAUUCGUCGAGCUAGACCCAGAUUGCACCAUCGACCGGAGCACCCUGAUGGAUAGGUUUCCUUGCAGCAUAUCGAGUGCCUUUGGCUGUCUCGUUGCCUGUCUCUCUGAUCAGUGUUCAGACGUGCUCAUGCUUGGCAGCGAUUCGGGACCAGGAGGCUUUUGGAAUAUUGCUGCCCUGCAGCGCCCUGAGAAGCUCGGGGUCUUGCCGAACUGGUCUUCAGUUGUCGAUUUUGCAACCACGGACGAAUUCUCCGCAUGGCGCCAGGAAGUUCAAGAAGAAAAGAACAUGGUGCCAUGGCAGCAGAGCAAACCACGGAGACCCGACCGGAUUUUUGCAACCUGUCAAGGGGGUGUAAAGGGCUCCAUCACAGAGUAUAGGUACGGGCUGAGAGCCAAUAUUGGCCUCGAUAUCGAGUACGGAGCCGGCAUGAAACGCGCCUGGCUACUCUCCUCGCACAACCCGAGCUUGGCCCACGGUUAUCUGCUGUUACUGUCCAUGCCCGACAGCUCAACCAUUCUACAUCUGUCCCCUGACUUCUCUAGCGCCAAUGAACCAGACGCAGACACAAUUCCCUACGACUUGUCAUCCACAACACUAGCAGUAGCGUGCAGCGAGCGCCUGUCCGUGCAGAUCACCGAACAAAAUGUAGUAUUAGUGGCCCAAGAUCAGAGUGCCCGGUUCUCACGCCAGGAAUUGCAAAAUCUUGCGAAGGCCUCAGUCCCUGAUGCACGUAUCCUUGAUGGUUGCAUUCUUGGGGAAUGGAUUGCUGUCUCAGCACAUAUGGAGGCUCUUUUUCAGAUCCAGAUUUUCAAGGCUGACGCAUCCAACCUCACACUUGCCCACAUCCAGACGAUUGAUGUGGGCGGUGAGGUUACGUGCCUCUCACUUGGCAAUGAUUUAACGAUUCUGGCAGGCAUCCGGACAGAAUCUCAAACAUUCCUGGGCCGUGCUUCAUUGCGCCAGGGCGGCGAUCGUCUCCAGAUGAUCAACCUGACAGAGUACUUCUCGGGAAUGGAAGGGAGUCUUGGGCACGCCGCUCCGGCCUUGGCUGAGAGUAUCGCAAGCAUCGUUUCGGUCCGAGACACCAUCCUCCUGGGCAGUCGCAGCGGGGAGGUGAUAGCCGUGAGAGAGGCUGCCGGUGCCCUGUCGAUCAGCUGCGAAAGGUUCGGCAUGGCUACAGCGAGUCUCAGUUGCAGCUAUGGCGCUGGUGCAACCGACCCUACCAUACUAGUCUGUUGCGAUAACAGCCUUGUCUCGGUCGCUGUCGACCAACGUGGCAGCCGCCGUGAUGUUGUUCCGCUGAAGACAAAGUGCCGCGUCUGGCCCGUGGAUGUCAGCAGGCCCGACGCCAUGCCGCCGCCGGUGCAUUUUGCCACGGCUGUGGACAUGCCGUCCGAAGAUGGAAUUACCCCAAUCCUUAUGAUAUCCGGCUCGAGAUUACUGCUCGCGGAGCUGCAACAGAAACCGGGUCCGGUCCAUCGAAGCAUCCCUGUGGAUGGGGUGCCCAACAGAGUUAUAUAUUCCAAAUCUUUACAGUGUCUAAUUGUCGCCGUGGUCAGGAACAACAAGCCGACCUUGUUGUUUAUGAAUCCAGAUACCGGAGAAGAUAUAGGAGUGCCGACGGACAAAAAUGGGGCCACAGUCGAGUAUAUUCUUGGCUUGGGAAAGGAAAAGGACAGGAUCACAGGGUUGGCGGAAUGGAAGUACAGAAGGGACGGCAACGUUUGGAAUUUCCUCCUUGUCUCCACUAAGGGCGGCCGUUUUAUGGUCGUGUCGACGCAAAAGGGGGCGCCACGAGGAGGUGGACUUCUGUCCAUCCGGUACUGGACGAGAUUCAAGGAGGAUGUGGCUGCAAAGCCAAUCUACUCAAUUGCUGGCUACGAACAGGGCUUGGUCUAUUGCGCCGGCGACACGAUCCGGUGGGAAAUGCUCGACGUCGAGCAGCGGACGUUCACCGUUUACAAAACCCUCAGGCUAAACUCGCCAGCCACCAGCUUGCGGAUUUCUAACGGCAAGCUUGUGGCUCUGACAAGCAGCGAGUCUCUCGUCGUCAUCGACUACGCCGAAGGCAACACGGAGAAUGCCCGACUGUGCCACGAGGACCCUUGGAGAAGAAAGGGGAUCCACUUCAUUGAGGUUGCCGGCCCUCAGCCCGAUGAACCGCGAGGCGGGAUUUUCCUCGUUGCUGACAGAGAAUGCGGAAUUGGGGCGCUUUGGGCGCCAUGGCAGACCCCUGAGAAGGAAUUCGAAGUGGUCAUGGAGGCAGAGCUCGCGGCGCCCAUCCGGAGGUUCCGACGAGGGAGGACACGGCCACUGUGGGAGCAACGGCAGGGAAGCCCCAAGUACGGUCGCCUGGUGGCCACGGUGGAUGAUGCCGAGAUACUAGGCGUGUCUCUGAACGGGGCGCUGCACCACUUUACGCUGCUCAGCAUAGACGCCUGGCAGCUCCUGCGCUUCAUCCAGAACAUUGCGCUGGCCAGCGGCGAAUUGUUCCCUUACAGACGAUUGCGCCGCCAUCGGCCGAUGGACGACGUCGAGCCGCGGAUGGACGGCGGACUCGAGAUGCAGGUUGACGGCGACAUACUACAACAAUGCCUGGAGAAGAGGGCUUUGGAGCAGUUGAUGGCCAGGCCAGAGCAUAUGUCUCGGUUUAUGGUGCUGUUGCAACAGCUCGAUGAGGGACGGCAUACGGCAGGGCUAGCUCCUGAAGACUACGCAGGCCAUUUCCAGCUUGCAUACGAUAUUCUGGAGUAUUAUUUACUACCAGUUUUGUGAAGGGGGCAGCAAUAGGGGGCUGGGCUGUUAUUUGGGGCGCCGAAUGUCGGUAUAUAGUGGAGUUGCGAUGAGGUGCGACUUAGCUGAUUACUCUACAGUCUACACCUGUCACCUGUAUGACACCUCAGUUGUCUGUAUGUAUGUACGCGAGGUACGAUGACUGGGCAAUUUGGCCCUCCGCUCCCGCUGCUGGCCAUGAAGAUGCACAAGAUCUCAUGAAAAUCCAGCCUGUACCUACGAAAUGCACUGCGAUCUUCCGGCACUAGCCACAGGUAUGCCCCUCCCCCGAGCAGACAGAGCGACACUAAGUGAUCAAAUGGAGUAGGUAGAUGAUGGAUGUGCUUAGAUAUUCACUCCCAUAAUGUAUUAGAUCUUGUCUCGAUG